AUGAAGCUGGCGGCUUUACAGGCCCUCAGUAAAUCCGUCAGUCAGGCCACCGAUGUGAAGAGCGCAGUCCAGCACGUAGCAGCCAGUAUGGUGCUCAGCGUCUUCGAGACGCAGCAGACUGCGGAAACCACCAAUCAAUGGCUCUUCUAUCUCCGCGGCGCCACGAGCAUUGUACGUAGUCAUUCCACAGCUGCUUUCUGUUCCAUCACCGCUGGCAGCUCGAUAUUGGAGUGGGUCUACUACCAUGGUCUGCUCGCUCGCUUCAGCCUGCGCCACUGGAGACAGCCCAUGCAGGAGGCGAAGAACGAUGCGGCGGAGUAUACAACACCGACGCACAACCCUUGGACGACAGUGGAUGACACCCUCCUCGAUAGGAGCGCACGCUAUAUGAAAGAAGGCCUCAAACACAACAUCAUGUUCGAACCUUUGAAUGUGCUAUCCAGCGUCGUAGCCGAGUUACUGCCGCGACACGACAGAGCAGCCCAGACAACUCAGUACAGGGCACGCGUGAUUGAACUGGGUAACCAGGUGCAAAGGAUGCGGACGUCGGGAGAUCAGAUGAAGGGAGAUGCUGUGGCAAAGGUACGAGCAGCUAAAGCGGAGGCAUACCGAAUAUCGACCAUCAUCUACAUGAGUCGUGUGACGGGCGAGCCUGUGGUGCCGGAGUCAGACUUUCGUUCGCUGGUAGAACGAGGAUUGCGCAUGGUGAGUCUCAUCGGCGGCUGCGAAAGACCACUGCCUCUCCUCAUCCUCGGCAGCGAAGCUCGCACUGACGAGGCGAGGGUUCGUGUUCUUAAUCUGCUCGGGGCGUCCAACGAUCGCGGACGCCACAGAGACUUAAGGUCCGUGCGAUGGCUGCUGCACGCUUUGUGGACGCAAGAUGAUCUCGCCUCUGAGGAGGAUCGGGAGGUUGACUACAUAGACAAGCUGUCAUAUGUGUUCAGCUCCAGCGUGUUGGUGCCACACUUUGCUUGUCGGUCAGCGUUGCUGUAA
Molecule: messenger RNA, 993 nt
Organism: Verticillium alfalfae VaMs.102
Lineage: Eukaryota; Fungi; Ascomycota; Sordariomycetes; Glomerellales; Plectosphaerellaceae
Exons: 2
Coding region: 1-993 (330 amino acids)
Biological process (GO): positive regulation of transcription by RNA polymerase II
Cellular component (GO): nucleus
Molecular function (GO): DNA-binding transcription factor activity; transcription cis-regulatory region binding
Source: RefSeq, a predicted model, not a curated record